Vollenhovia emeryi is the source of this 764-nucleotide messenger RNA. RefSeq lists its product as uncharacterized. The transcript has 2 exons. The record is from RefSeq and is a predicted model, not a curated record. The annotation marks the transcript as partial. NCBI's taxonomy places the organism in Eukaryota, Metazoa, Arthropoda, Insecta, Hymenoptera, Formicidae.
AUGACAACGGAGCAAGACGUAUUAGCCGAAAUCGACACCCUGCUACGGGACGCGGAGCGGUACGACCCGGCCGCCCCCGCUAUCGGGGACCAGUGGAUCCGCUUAUAUCGAGCCGAACCCGAAGCUGCACCGCCACCAGCCAGGCCCACGACGCAGCGAACCGUCCCGCGAGUCGGGACGGUGAUACAACGGUCAGACAGCACGAACGAGAGGAAGCGUGCCUGGCUCCUGUCGGUCCCGCCGCCGCUACCACCUCGGCCAGCACCAGCGCCCGCUGCACCGCGACCGACCCUCCAGCCGGCACGACCGGAGGGGCCUCUUCCACCACCGCCCAUCCCCGUGGAAGUGGAGACGGGAGUGGCCGUGGACGUGCCGCACUUCGCGGCCCACGUACUCACCGGACAUGGAUGUUUCGGUGAGUACCUGCAUAGAAUCGGCAAGGAGGACUUGCCACGGUGUCACCACUGCGAGGAGACAGCGGACACAGCGCAACAUACGCUGGAGUCAUGCCCAGCCUGGGAGGCGCAGCGCCGGGACCUCAGGCUGCACAUCGGAGCGGACCUCUCACUGCCAGCAGUGGUGCACGCCAUAACGGAGCGAGAGGAGGCGUGGACGGAGUUCUCCUCCUUCUGUGAACGUGUUAUGUCACAGAAGGAGGAGGCAGAGCGGAUAAGGAGGGGGGAGUGCGACCCCCUACAGGACGCACAGGGAAAUGGGCGCAGAAGGAGAAGAGCGAGAGGGCGCCCAGCCCACCUAAGAGCGUG